Diachasma alloeum is the source of this 1498-nucleotide messenger RNA. RefSeq names its product NADH dehydrogenase [ubiquinone] 1 alpha subcomplex assembly factor 2. Bases 153 to 599 code for a protein of 148 amino acids. The transcript has 4 exons. Gene Ontology annotation, cellular component: membrane. The record is from RefSeq and is a predicted model, not a curated record. Lineage: Eukaryota; Metazoa; Arthropoda; Insecta; Hymenoptera; Braconidae. Gene Ontology annotation, biological process: mitochondrial respiratory chain complex I assembly.
UGUGAUGCCGGCAGUCGACUGCAGGGGGCGCUCGGCUUUGGGAGGUUGCUGGUUGACGGUUUUUUUUGGGAUUUUACGGGUUUUACGGGGAGUUUACGGGAGGUUCUGCACGCCGGGGACGGAAGUCAGGGAAACAGAGAAUUCGUGAUAAAAUGCCGAAGGAAAGGGGACUCGUAGUGCAAGUCUUGCGGAACUUCAUAGCCUCGUUCAAGCCAAGGAUGACUGCAAAAAAACUGGUGGGUGAGGAUUACAAUGGAACGAAGUACUACGAGGACCCGGAGGCCAAAGCCAGGAAAGGGCGGUCUUUUGUCCCUUACAACGAGGAUGAUUUCGAGCAGGAGCUUCCGGCAGAGUGGGAUGCUUGGCUGAGGUACAGGAGACAUGAGCCACCGAGUGAAGAGGAGGUCAACAAGAAUUACCAGAUGAUGAUGCUGAAGAAGAAAAAUGCAGCUGCUCUGGAGAAGCUUUAUGCUGAGGAAAAGGGAGUCAGUGUGGAGAUUCCCAAGCAGAAGACUGGCUUCGAGAGUUUUCCCACUUACGAAGAGUACAAACGAUUUGGUCAGGCCUAUUUGGACGAGAAACAGCGGAAGAAGGAGUAGAUUGAUGAGUGAAUAGUGAUUAUGAAAUUAUAGAGACAAUUGAGAUAGGAGUUUGGGUAAUUUAAUCACACGCUGUAUUAUAAAAAUUUUUACUGACAGGGGUUCAAUUGAUGUUAGUUUAACCAUCAGUAACUCGAGGAAAAGAAUUACGAGGUGUAGGAUCUACUCCAUUCAAAAGAGAUCCAUAAACGUGAAUAACUCCAUCAUUUCGUGAAAAGCGAUAACGUCUCUGUACUGAUACAUUAGGUGAUUCCAAUUAUGAGAUGAUGAUGCUGGGGAAAGGGGAUGCACUUUGGGAGAAGACUGGCCUCGAGAGUUUUCCCACUCACGAGGACUACAAAGGAUAUGGUCAGGGCUAUUUGGACGAGAAACAGCAAAAGAAAUAAAUUAAUGAGUGAAUAGUGAUUAUGAAAUUAUAGAGACAAUUGAGAUAGGAGUUUGGGUAAUUUAAUCACACGCUGUAUUAUAAAAAUUUUUACUGACAGGGGUUCAAUUGAUGUUAGUUUAACCAUCAGUAACUCGAGGAAAAGAAUUACGAGGUGUAGGAUCUACUCCAUUCAAAAGAGAUCCAUAAACGUGAAUAACUCCAUCAUUUCGUGAAAAGCGAUAACGUCUCUGUACUGAUACAUUAGGUGAUUCCAAUUAUGAGAUGAUGAUGCUGGGGAAAGGGGAUGCACUUUGGGAGAAGACUGGCCUCGAGAGUUUUCCCACUCACGAGGACUACAAAGGAUAUGGUCAGGGCUAUUUGGACGAGAAACAGCAAAAGAAAUAAAUUAAUGAGUGAAUAGUGAUUAUGAAAUUAUAGAGACAAUUGAGAUAGGAGUUUGGGUAAUUUAAUCACACGCUGUAUUAUAAAAAUUGUAAAUAUUUAUUAUAAUAGAGUGAAUUUACUACAAUGA